Saccharomyces cerevisiae S288C is the source of this 2523-nucleotide messenger RNA. RefSeq names its product anaphase promoting complex subunit CDC16 (gene CDC16). Lineage: Eukaryota; Fungi; Ascomycota; Saccharomycetes; Saccharomycetales; Saccharomycetaceae. Gene Ontology annotation, cellular component: nucleus; anaphase-promoting complex. The coding region runs from base 1 to 2523 and encodes 840 amino acids. The record is from RefSeq and is marked reviewed. Gene Ontology annotation, biological process: protein ubiquitination. The transcript has a single exon.
AUGAAGUUUUGUCUUUAUUGCUGUCAUUGUUAUAUCGUUAUUUGUGGAAAGGCUACACAUUAUUACAAGUCAUCAAAAGCCACAUCAAACUUGAAAUCGUCAAACAGGGUACUUAUGAGAAACCCCAUGUCGCCUUCGGAGCAACAUUCACAACAUAAUUCUACAUUGGCCGCCUCGCCAUUUGUUUCUAACGUAUCUGCAGCAAGAACACAACAGAGUUUACCAACCGAUGCUCAGAAUGAUCGUUUGCAGCAACCCUGGAACAGAACCAAUACGGCUACGAGUCCCUACCAGUCGUUAGCAAAUAGCCCUUUAAUACAGAAGUUGCAAGCGAAUAUUAUGACUCCGCACCAGCCAUCUGCUAAUUCUAAUUCUAAUUCCAAUUCCAUUACGGGCAAUGUUGUGAACGACAAUAAUUUGUUAGCUUCUAUGUCUAAGAAUAGUAUGUUCGGUUCUACCAUACCGUCCACAUUAAGGAAGGUGAGCUUACAGCGUGAAUAUAAGGAUUCAGUUGAUGGUGUGGUUCGUGAUGAAGAUAAUGAUGAGGAUGUUCAUAACAAUGGCGAUGCAGCUGCGAAUGCUAAUAAUGAUCGGGAGAGUAAACUAGGGCAUAAUGGGCCAUUGACGACAACAACAUUAACGACAACAACUACAGCAACUCAACUAGAUGUUUCUGAAUUGUCAGCUAUAGAAAGAUUGAGACUUUGGAGGUUCGACGCAUUGAUGCAGCAUAUGUAUAGGACCGCAGAAUAUAUUGCUGAUAAAGUGUAUAACAUAUCCAAUGAUCCUGAUGAUGCCUUCUGGCUCGGCCAAGUAUAUUACAAUAAUAAUCAGUACGUAAGGGCUGUAGAACUUAUUACCAGGAACAACUUGGAUGGCGUUAAUAUCCUGUGUCGAUAUCUGUUGGGACUCUCCUUUGUUAAAUUACAGAGAUUUGAUGACGCUCUAGAUGUUAUAGGCGAAUACAAUCCAUUCAGCGAGGACCCAUCUACGACGGCAGCAAACACCAUGAGCAAUAAUGGCAAUAACAGCAAUACGUCACAGCCAGUUACUGACGGCGGUAUAAAAAUGGAGUCAUCAUUAUGUUUUCUGAGAGGGAAAAUAUAUUUUGCACAAAAUAAUUUUAACAAGGCAAGGGAUGCAUUUCGUGAAGCGAUUUUGGUAGAUAUAAAAAAUUUUGAAGCUUUCGAAAUGCUCCUGUCCAAGAACCUGUUAACUCCACAAGAGGAAUGGGACCUGUUUGACUCUUUGGAUUUCAAAGAAUUUGGGGAAGAUAAAGAGAUUAUGAAGAAUCUUUAUAAGAUCAACCUAUCUAAAUACAUCAACACGGAAGAUAUAACGAAGUCCAAUGAGAUUUUAGCGAAAGAUUAUAAAUUAGCUGACAAUGUAGAUGUCGUAAGAAGUAAGGUGGAUAUCUGCUAUACGCAAUGCAAAUUCAACGAAUGCUUAGAGUUGUGCGAGACCGUUUUGGAAAACGACGAAUUUAAUACGAAUAUCUUGCCAGCAUACAUUGGAUGUCUAUAUGAACUAUCAAAUAAAAAUAAGCUUUUCCUUCUGUCGCAUCGAUUAGCGGAAACUUUCCCGAAGUCUGCGAUAACAUGGUUUAGCGUUGCGACCUAUUAUAUGAGCUUGGACAGAAUUAGUGAAGCACAGAAAUACUAUUCCAAAUCCUCAAUACUGGAUCCAAGCUUUGCUGCCGCAUGGCUGGGAUUUGCACACACGUAUGCCCUAGAAGGUGAACAAGACCAAGCAUUAACAGCAUACUCUACAGCCUCCAGAUUCUUUCCUGGAAUGCACUUACCAAAACUGUUUCUCGGGAUGCAGUUUAUGGCGAUGAAUUCAUUAAAUUUAGCAGAAUCGUAUUUUGUUCUGGCAUAUGACAUUUGUCCAAACGAUCCAUUAGUACUCAAUGAAAUGGGUGUAAUGUAUUUUAAGAAGAACGAAUUUGUCAAAGCCAAGAAAUACCUGAAGAAGGCGUUGGAAGUGGUGAAAGAUCUUGAUCCAAGUUCAAGAACGACAAUAUCAAUUCAAUUAAAUCUAGGACACACUUACAGAAAGUUAAAUGAGAACGAAAUUGCCAUUAAAUGUUUUAGAUGCGUUUUGGAGAAAAAUGAUAAAAACUCUGAAAUUCAUUGUUCCUUAGGUUACUUAUAUUUGAAGACGAAGAAAUUACAAAAGGCCAUUGAUCAUUUGCACAAAUCAUUGUACCUAAAGCCUAAUAAUUCAUCUGCAACAGCGCUUUUGAAAAAUGCCCUAGAGCUAAACGUGACGUUAUCAUUGGAUGCCAGCCACCCACUUAUUGACAAGUCGAAUUUAAUGAGUCAGGCAAGUAAGGACAAGGCUUCGCUCAAUAAAAAAAGAUCUUCAUUGACUUAUGACCCUGUCAACAUGGCUAAAAGGUUGAGAACACAAAAGGAGAUCUUUGAUCAGAAUAACAAAGCUCUAAGAAAGGGAGGUCAUGACAGCAAAACUGGAAGUAAUAAUGCCGACGAUGAUUUUGACGCAGAUAUGGAACUGGAAUAA